AUGGCACCCUUUGCCCAGGUCUUGGCUGAACUGGGCAGCUUUGGUCACUUCCAGGUACAGCUGCUGAUACUGCUGAGUGUGCCCAGCUUCCUGACUGCCUUCUAAAUGUUCACCCAGGUCUUCAUGGUCCUGGACAAGGCCCACUAUUGUUCAGUGACCUGGGUCAGGAAUCAGACUCUGAAUCUGAGCGCGGCUGAGCAGCUGCCCCUGAGCUUGCCCCUGGAUGCUGCAGGCAGUCCCGAGCCCUGCCUCAUGUUCCAGUUGCCCCCUGAUGGUGCCAGCCUGGAGGACAUCCUCAGCCACAGCUUCAGUGAGACACAGCUUUGCGAGGUGGGCUGGGUCUAUCCCGAAGGCAGGCCCUUGUCCGUAGAGAAUGAGUUUAACAUGGUCUGUGGUUGGAACCAUCUGAAGGAAACCUCCCAGUUGGUGUAUGUGGCUGGGCUUCUCAUUGGGGUGCCCAUCUUCGGGCCCCUCUGCAACAGGAUUGGCCACACGGCCACUCUCCUGGUGCAGCUGCUCCUCUUCGCCAUCCUCGGCGUGAGCACAGCCUUUGUGCCCAGCUUUGAGCUCUACGUGGUCCUGUGCUUUUCUGUGGCCGCAGCCGUCGCUGGAUAUACCUUCAGCAACGUCACCCUACUUACAUAGUGGGUGGGGCCCUCGUGGAGGAUCCAGGCUGUGGUCCUGGCACAGUGCGUCUUCUCCCUGGGGCAGAUGACUCUUGCAGGACUUGCCUACAGCAUCCGGAACUGAAGACUCUUCCAGAUUGCUGGUACUGCACCUGUCUUUCUGCUCUUCUACUUCUGGGCCCUGCCAGGAUCUGCACGGUGGCUCCUUACCUGGGGGAGGGGAGAGGAGGCCAAACAACUGAUCCAGAAAGUAGCCUUGGUCAACAGGCGCAAACUCUCUUCCAAGCUCCUGAGCCAGAUACUUCUGGCCCCAGAGAAGACCAGCCCCACAGGGAAUGCCCUAGAUCUGUUCCAACACCCCCAGCUCUGGAAGGAGACCCUGAUUCUCUUCUAUAUCUGGUUUGUGGACAGCCUGGUAUUCUAUGGCCUGGGCCUCAAGGUGGGGGACUUUGGCCUGAAUAUCUACCUGACACAGUUGAUCUUUGGAGCAGUCGAGGUGCCUGCCUGUUACUGCAGCAUCUUUAUAAUGGAAUGGAUGGGCCGCAGGUAGAGUCAGUCGGGGAUUCUGGUUCUGGGUGGCCUCGUGUGUAUCACCGUCAUCUUCGUCCCAGCAGAUCUGCCUGUGGUGCUCGUUGUGCUGGCUCUGGUGGGGAAGUUUGCCUUGGCGGCUGGAUUUACCAUCUUCUACGUGAACUCUGCUGAGCUCUUCCCCACUGUCAUCAGGCAGACGGGCGUGGGGCUGGUGAGCAUCUUCUCAAGGAUCAGGGGCAUCCUCAUGCCACUCAUGAUCCUGCUGGGCAAGUAUCAUGUGUCCCUGUUCGUGCUCAUCUACGGCAGCCUCCCCAUUGGGGCCAGCUUACUCUGCCCUGCUCCUUCUGCUUCCUCCAGCUCUCUGAAGGCAGUGCUCUCAGAAAAGGAUUUGGAGGCCUCGGGAAGUAUCUCCAGCCCAGGGGUAGCCUUUAGAGCAGCACUUAGCUCUGUGACUGUGUCUCCAAAGCUAGACUGGCAGCAUCAGAGAGUUGCCUAAACACUUCCCUGUAAAUGGCUGGACCUGUGAGCACCACCAGCCUUGCUAAUGGAGGCAGUCUCCCAUGAGCUGGCCCCAGAGCCAGCCACCCACUGCCUGGCCCAAUCUCAGAAGCAUCAGAGAUGGGCCUCCCUCCUUUCAAAACCAUGCUCAUCCCCAAAGCCCCACCCCCAGUACCCUGCUCUGAAUUAGAGUCUUGGGUUUGUCUUGGGUUUAACUUGUCCUCUGACACUCUUUGGGGAUAUGGCUCCUCAGAUCCCCUCCAUCUGGGAUUCCCCCUGUCCUGAAAACAUAGCCAAGCCCAGAACAGGACAGCCGAGUAGGGCCUCUCCCAGGCCUUGAAGUCAUGGACCCAUCCAGGCAGGUGGACAAAGGGAAGUUUGCAGUUCCUCCAGUGGCUGGACCAGGCCUGAAUGGAUAAGGUGGGACCCACAGGACAUUUGAUCUAGCUGAGAGGAGAAUGAUUGCGUCAGAAUCAAAGCUUCAGGGUUGCCUUCUCUUCAGAGCUUCUCCUUCACCUGCCCUUCACUCAGGACCAGUGGUGAGGAGAGGCAGGACAUGGUUCUGUCCCUCUCUAGGCCCCUCUUUCCUUUCAUUCUCUGCAGCUCUGGCUCUUGCAGAGCCCAGGCAGGUUAAGGGAAGGGGGCAGAAGUCUUCUUACUUGGUCGCCACUAGUGUUGGUUCUUUUGGGACUUGCAGUGAUUAAUCUUCAGUCAGUGGCCCUGGGAGGCUCCUAAAAUUAGGCUUUCUUCAAGAAUAUUCAGGGGUUCUCAGUGAUCACCCCAGGACCUCUGUGAUACUCCUUAGAAUGAACAGCAUGCUGGCAAAUGACUCCUUGGAACCCUACUUCAUCUCCUGCCCCCUCCCUGUGGAUCCCCACAUAGUAUCUCUUAGGCUGGCCUCCCUUACAAGACAGUCCAACUAGCACAACAUAGCAGCACAUUAGCCCAACUGUCCGCCUUCUUUCUGCUUACACCCCAAGAGCUGGUCACGGCUACAGAGCAUCAUACUUGUGACAAUCUCUUCUCUGAAUCCAGUCACCAGCACCUCCUGAGUCUUUAGCAGCACCUUGUAUUCCUACCAGCUUUUCAAGUCAGCUUGUUUUCCAGUUCUCACUGGUGGCUAUUUCUCAGGUCUACUCUGCUUGUCCCCCUUCCUCUUACCCGCUACCAGAUAGCUUCUCAACCUCCUCUCAAAGAAAGAAAAAGCCAUCCUAUGACCACUCCUCAAAUUUGCCACCAAGAAAACUAACCUACACUCCCUCCUCCCCUGGGUGGGGAUCUGGGAGCAGCUGA
This is a messenger RNA of Cervus elaphus (red deer), 2948 nucleotides long. RefSeq names its product solute carrier family 22 member 13 (gene SLC22A13). Gene Ontology annotation, cellular component: membrane. The transcript is spliced from 10 exons. Gene Ontology annotation, biological process: transmembrane transport. NCBI's taxonomy places the organism in Eukaryota, Metazoa, Chordata, Mammalia, Artiodactyla, Cervidae. Gene Ontology annotation, molecular function: transmembrane transporter activity. The record is from RefSeq and is a predicted model, not a curated record.